Messenger RNA from Momordica charantia (bitter melon), 381 nucleotides. Lineage: Eukaryota; Viridiplantae; Streptophyta; Magnoliopsida; Cucurbitales; Cucurbitaceae. The record is from RefSeq and is a predicted model, not a curated record.
AUGGUGGCUUUUGCUUUGGCUUCUAAGGUUCUGUGGCUGGUGCUUCUGGGUGCACUUAUCUGUGCCUCAGAGCCCAGAAAGAUUGUAAGAAAUGGGGGAGACAUUAAGAAUGAGAAUGAGAAUGAGAAGACAUUGCCCUUCCAAUUCUUUCCUGGAUUUGGUGGCGGGCUUGGCGGCGGCGGAGGGUUUGGUGGCGGCGGUGGCGGUGGACUAGGCGGUGGUUCAGGCUUUGGCAGUGGAGGUGGAGGGGGUUUUGGGUCUGGAAUUGGAGGGCUCGGAAGUGGAGGCGGCGGCGGGUUUGGCGGAGGAGGUGGCGGUGGAAUUUUAGGCGGCGGAGCCGGAGGAGGAAGCGGUGGAGGAUUUGGCGGUGGACUGCCCUGA